Ananas comosus (pineapple) is the source of this 1206-nucleotide messenger RNA. Its product is annotated as B3 domain-containing protein Os03g0120900-like. The transcript has a single exon. The coding region runs from base 346 to 960 and encodes 204 amino acids. Gene Ontology annotation, molecular function: DNA binding; DNA-binding transcription factor activity. The record is from RefSeq and is a predicted model, not a curated record. Lineage: Eukaryota; Viridiplantae; Streptophyta; Magnoliopsida; Poales; Bromeliaceae.
AAUGCAACGUAUAGCAGUGGCAAAGAAACAAAUUGAGAAACACCACCGCACACAAAUUAAAGAGCAUUAUUAUGUAUCACAAUCAACCACCCAUAUCCCAUCCAUUUUCUCCCCAUGGUCAACGAUAACCGGCCUAAUCUACACUCCUUCCUCUUCCUACUCAUAACUCACAACCCCUCCUCUUUCGUGCUUCACAAAUUUUGAAAUAAUCCGAUGGCUAAAAAGUUAUAAAUACAAGUGCUCGAUCUCGUGCUUUUAAAAACACAAGAGUCUCUCUCUCUAUAUAUAUAUAGAGCACCUCAUUAGUACUCCUAGGUUUGUUGUUGUGCUGCCCCUACAACGGAUAUGAAGGAGGAAGAGGAGGAGGAACACGACCGGAAUGAUAUCACCGGGCUCUCGAAUUACGUCGAGACGGAGCUGAUGUUCGAAAAAGUCGUGACGCCGAGCGACGUUGGGAAGCUGAACCGGCUGGUGAUCCCGAAGCAGCACGCGGAGAAGCACUUUCCGCUGCAGCAGCAGCAGCGGCAGCAGCCCGGGCGGGUGGGAGAGGGGAAGGGGGUGGUUCUAAGCUUCGAGGAGGAGCGCACGGGGCGGCUGUGGCGGUUCCGGUACUCCUACUGGAGCAGCAGCCAGAGCUACGUCAUGACCAAAGGCUGGAGCCGCUUUGUCCGGGAGAAGCGGCUCCGCGCGGGCGAUGCCGUCUCCUUCGCCCACGCCGUCGGCGCCCGCGGCCGCCUCUUCAUUCGCUGGGCUACCCGCGCUGGGCCGCGGGGGCCGGCAGCAGUACUGCAAAGGGCUUCAUUCGUCCCAGCGUGGGAGUACUACUACAGAAAUCACCCUACGGGUGGGCAAGGUGGCCCCACGAAGCGACUAAGGCUUUUCGGAGUAAAUCUCGAGUGCCCUAAUUCGGAGUGUGCCGACACCGAUGAACCCAGCUAUAUUAUUCCUCUAUUGCUAUAAAGACUGCUACUGCGCUCGCAAUUUAUGACAACUAUGCUCCCCUUUCUCCGCGCUGACCCCCCGGGCAAUGAAGUCACUUGAGGUGAUUGGAAAGGAAUAGUAUAAAUGGUUUUUUUUCUUCAGUUUUUUAAACUUACGUUCAAGUUGAUGUCCAAUUCCAAUAGUACAAAUUUUCACAGAUAUAUUAGGUUCGUUCUACGCGCUACAUAUGAUGACAAAAUUUUCACCUGCCAAAGUUGUAUUGUU